Molecule: messenger RNA, 1554 nt
Organism: Colletotrichum fioriniae
Lineage: Eukaryota; Fungi; Ascomycota; Sordariomycetes; Glomerellales; Glomerellaceae
Biological process (GO): carbohydrate metabolic process
Cellular component (GO): extracellular region
Molecular function (GO): hydrolase activity, hydrolyzing O-glycosyl compounds; cellulose binding
Source: RefSeq, a predicted model, not a curated record
AUGCAGACCAAAUUCGCCGCCCUCCUUGCCCUCGCGGCCGCCGCCCGCGCCCAGCAAGUCUGCACCUCCCAAGCCGAGACCCACCCGUCCCUCACCUGGCAAAAGUGCGCCGCUGGCGGCACCUGCACCAACGUCGCCGGCUCCGUCGUCCUCGACUCUAACUGGCGAUGGGCGCACACCGUCGAGGGCUCGACAAACUGCUACACGGGCAACACGUGGAACGACACCCUCUGCGCUAGCGGGCAGGGCGCGGCCUGUGCGACAAAGUGCUGUGUUGACGGCGCGGACUACCCGGGCACCUACGGCAUCACCGCCAGCGGCAACGAGCUUAACCUCAAGUUCGUGACUACGCACGCCUAUGGAAAGAACAUUGGUAGCCGUGUUUACCUCAUGGAGAGCGAAUCGAAAUAUCAAGCCUUCACACUCUUAGGCAACGAGUUCACCUUUGAUGUCGAUGUUUCCAACAUUGGCUGCGGCUUGAACGGCGCUCUUUACUUCGUCUCCAUGGACCUCGACGGUGGUCUGUCUAAGUUCUCUACCAACAAGGCUGGUGCCAAGUACGGUACCGGAUACUGCGACUCGCAGUGCCCCCGCGAUGUCAAGUUCAUCAACGGUGUUGCCAAUGUCGACGGCUGGAACCCCUCCAGCAACGACGCCAACGGUGGUGUCGGUAACCUCGAGGCCAACAAGAUCUCCACGGCCUACACCCCUCACCCCUGCCAAAACAGCGCCUACCACUCCUGCACAGGCAACGCCUGCGGCGGAACUUACUCCACCGACCGCUACGCCGGCGACUGCGACCCCGAUGGAUGCGACUUCAACUCCUACCGCCAGGGCAACAAGCUCUUCUACGGUCCCGGCUCCGGCUUCACCCUCGACACCACCCAGAAGCUCUCCAUCGUCACCCAGUUCAUCAAGGGCUCCGACGGCGUCUUGUCCGAGAUCAAGCGCUUCUACGUCCAAAACGGCAAGGUCGUCCCCAACUCCGAGUCCACCAUCGCCUCGAACCCGGGUAACUCCCUCACCACCGACUUCUGCACCAAGCAGAAGCUCGCCUUUGGCGACACCGACGUCUUCAAGGCAAAGGGCGGCUUCGCCAAGAUGUCCGAGGCCGUCGCCGCGCCCAUGGUCCUCGUCUUGUCGCUCUGGGACGACCACUACGCCAACAUGCUCUGGUUGGACUCAACCUACCCCGUCGACGGCGCAGGCAAGCCCGGCGCCGAGCGCGGCUCGUGCCCGACUACCUCUGGCGUCCCCGCCGACAUCGAGGCCAGCGUCCCCAACUCCAACGUCAAGUUCUCCAACAUCAAGUUCGGCCCCAUCAACUCCACCUUCGCCUCGGGCUCCGUCGUUAACCCCGGAACCGGUACCACUACCACCUCGGCCCGCCCCAGCACCAUUACUACGUCGGUCCGUACGUCGUCUACCGCGCCCGCUACCGGUACCGUCGCCAAGUACGGCCAAUGUGGUGGCCAAGGGUGGACUGGAGCUACUGCUUGCGUUUCUGGCAGCACUUGCACCGUCGUCAACCAGUGGUACAGCCAAUGUCUCUAG